CCCACUAACUAUUGUCUGUGCAUGCUACAUAUAAAGAGUGCUGUACAGAGUGCAAAUUAGCUCAACUGAAAUUUAGAAGGAUCAUAAUAAUCAAGAAAACAUUAAGGCAAAUUAAGGUGAAAAUGGAAACAACAUUCAUGUGCUUUCUUUAUUAUUUAUUCAUAGCAAUUUUUCACUUCUUUGGCAAUUCAGUGUAUGCUAUUGAAUCACCAAAGUAUAUAGUGUUACAAACAGAAUUAGAUUUUGAGAUCAGACUCUUCAAUGAAUCAUCAUGGAUCUCUGCUACAUCUUCCGGAACUAAUUCCUUCGAGCAAUCCACCAAAACAGGAUUUCACAGGUUGUACCAAUAUAUUCGUGGUGCAAAUUUAAAUUCUUCCAAACUAGCAAUCACUGCUCCAAUCUUAACAAGGAUACCUUCAACAAUAUCUUCAGAGGUAAGCUAUAGUGUAAGAAUGUAUGUAUCACCUCACUUUCAAGGGAAACCUCCACAGUCAAAUCCUGAGUUGAAGUUGCAACUUGAGAAAUGGAAAACUCAAUGCAUAGCAGUUAGGAAAUUCAAUGGAUAUGCUAAGGAUGAUAACAUUAAUAAAGAAUUUGAAGCUCUUGUUAGCAGCUUAAACAAACACUUGGAUGGAACUUCAACAAUGAUGCAAGAUACAAGCUCAUAUACUAUUGCUCAAUACAAUGCUUCCUUUCGUAACACCGAACGCGUAAAUGAAGUGUGGAUAAAUGUUUCAGGAUUCAGAACUGAUUGCUGAGGGUAGUCUAUCUAGCUUCUCAGCAUAACAGCAUGUUGUUUCAGUGAUAUUAUGCUUGAAGUGUGUCUUGUUUCAGUUUUUCAUUAUCAGUUCAAUGUAAGAUAAUGCUCCUAGCUAUUCGAGGGUGUACACUGCAGGGGUAAACUUUGUGUAAGGUUUAAAAUUGCGGUUGCGGUCACGAAUGCAGUUGUUGUGAUUGCAGUCAUUGCAGUUGCUGCAAUGUAAUGUGGUUGUUGCAGCGUGAAAUCAUUUAAAAUGAUUUCACAAACUAUAUAAAAUGACACCACUAUGUCGCUACACUAUUUACCCAUCAUUGCAUAGUCUUAAUUUAUUCCAUAAGCACUAAUUUGAAUGUGCUUAAAAUACACGGUCGAGAGAUUGUUAAAGUCAGAUUUUUCAUUAGAUUUGACACAAAUUAGAAUUUGAAGUUUAUAAGUUUAAUUACUAUUUUGAUCCCUUAACUAGUUUUCAGGUUUCAUUUUGGUCCCUUAAUUAAUAAACGUUACGAUUUGGUCCCUUAACUUUAUCUUUGUUUGCCAAAAUGGUCCUUCGAUCAGUUUUUUUUUGCAAAAAAUGUGUGUGUGAGAGAGAAAGAGAGAGGGGAAUAGGAAAGGUAUUGAG
Messenger RNA from Trifolium pratense (red clover), 1379 nucleotides. Its product is annotated as heme-binding protein 2-like. The transcript has 2 exons. NCBI's taxonomy places the organism in Eukaryota, Viridiplantae, Streptophyta, Magnoliopsida, Fabales, Fabaceae. The record is from RefSeq and is a predicted model, not a curated record. Bases 123 to 758 code for a protein of 211 amino acids.